GCUCCUUUCACCAGGUCCACCCCGCCCAACCUAUGGGUGCAUGUCGAAGAAGCGGAAGCCUGAGCAACAGGACUGUCUGGUAGCUUUAAAGAAGAUCAGGAGAUGUUCAAGCUCACGACAAAGCCGACUGUCAUUGCUGGACCUACCGGCUGAGAUAUUGCUAGAUAUCUUUUGCUACUCUACCAAUCCUGCACUAGCGGAGACGUGUACUCUGCUCUCCAGUCUGCUCUGUGCACUCCCUAUACCCAAUGCUCGGCAAGAAAUGCCUCCCCUCUGGCUACAGAAACGCUUUAUCGCUCACUUGAACCCAUAUUUCCCAUUUGCCCUUGAAAAGGCUUUGCGGCGACGAUUUUGCACAUCGAUAACCAUCGUUGCUUGUCACGAUCUCAUGACUGAUGGUCAAUGGCAAGAGCUGACGAUCCCCUUGCGCUUGUGCGUCCCGCCUUUCGACCUUCGAAAACGCCUCCUGUACACAGAGCUCUUCAUUCAGGGUGUGCGCAUUCGUUCCUCAUCACUCAACAAGGCCCUUGUGAUUUGGGCUGGCCAUGAUGGCUCAACAACCGAAGGUCCCUUCUGGGCGCAAUUUCAAAUAACGGCAUUCGAUCACGAUGUGCUUCUGGCUGCUUGCAAAGCGUCGGCACGCAAGCGACUAUUUGCUCGAGAACGAAGUUUUGAUUUCCUGGUCCGACAUGCAAGUUUCAGCAGUAGUCUCGGUCAGGAGCUCAUGAGUUGGGCGGUCAAGCAUCGCGAUAUGGCGACAGUCGCGGCAUUGCAGCAACAUGGCGUCAUUCCAGACGUCAAGACGCUCAAUCGUCUCUAUGGUUAAGAUGAAUCUUUUGUCGACGUUUGGUAAUCAUUGUCCACGAAACACAGUUUCAUUCAAUGGAUUGCAAUUUUGACAUCAGGCUCCCUGGCAAAG
Molecule: messenger RNA, 919 nt
Organism: Protomyces lactucae-debilis
Lineage: Eukaryota; Fungi; Ascomycota; Taphrinomycetes; Taphrinales; Protomycetaceae
Exons: 2
Coding region: 41-826 (261 amino acids)
Source: RefSeq, a predicted model, not a curated record